Messenger RNA from Aspergillus japonicus CBS 114.51, 1049 nucleotides. Its product is annotated as putative FHA domain protein SNIP1. Gene Ontology annotation, cellular component: nucleus. Gene Ontology annotation, molecular function: mRNA binding; protein binding. The record is from RefSeq and is a predicted model, not a curated record. Lineage: Eukaryota; Fungi; Ascomycota; Eurotiomycetes; Eurotiales; Aspergillaceae. The coding region runs from base 1 to 966 and encodes 321 amino acids. Gene Ontology annotation, biological process: mRNA splicing, via spliceosome; maintenance of RNA location. The transcript has 2 exons.
AUGCCAGACUCACCAGAUCCUCACCCUCGGAGGCGCCACCGCUCGCCAUCCGGCUCGCCUGCCCCACCUCGCGAUCGCCGCGACCGAGAGCGAGAGCGUGAGCGAGUCCGCGACUCCCACCGUCGCAGGGAACGAAGGGAGCGCGCAACAAGCCCCGGGGACGAGCGAGACCGAGAUCGAGACCGCCACCGCCGUCGACACCGGGACUACGACGAUGACAACUCCCACCGAUCCUCCCACCGCCGCCAUCGCGAUCGCGACACCAGCAAAGACAGAACCAAGCCCACCUCUUCCUCCGGCCGACACCGCGACAGUCCCUCGCGCUCGCGCUCCCGCAGCCCCAACACCACUACCGCCGUCGCCCCAAUCCGCUCCACCAAACCCCUCCCCUCCCAACAAUCCGCCUACACCACCGACCUGAACCCCUCAGACGCCCAACCCCCAGGCGCCGCCGAGAUUGAAAAAGAGAAACCCAACUUCGGCACGACCGGCCGCCUGGCCGCCGAAAGCAACACCGUGACCGUCCCCGGCGGCGGAGGCAACGGCGCCACCACCGUGGUGCUCAAAUACCACGAACCGCCGGAGGCCCGCAAGCCGCCGGCCAAGGACAGCUGGCGGCUGUAUGUGUUCAAGGGGCAGGACCUGCUGGAGAUGGUGGAGCUGAACGUGCGGAGCUGCUGGCUGGUGGGGCGGGAGCACCUCGUCGUAGAUUUCCCCUUGGAGCAUCCGAGCUGCUCGAAGCAGCAUGCGGCGAUCCAGUUCCGGUUCGUCGAGAAGAAGAACGAGUACGGGGAUCGGAUCGGGCGCGUGAAACCUUACGUGAUCGAUCUGGAGAGCGCCAAUGGGACGACGGUCAAUGGGGACAGGAUCCCCGCGGGCCGGUUUGUGGAAAUCAUGGAUAAGGAUGUCUUGCGGUUCGGGCUGAGUUCGAGGGAGUAUGUGCUUAUGUUGACGAAGCCGGAGUAGCUUUGCUAUAGAUUUGGAUAAGGUUCUGAUCGAUUCAGCUUUUCGGAUGUUUGGUGCAAGGCCUGGCGAUUGGGGGUUGGUGG